AUGACAGUCAUCAACCUCUACGUCAUUAACCACGAGAUCGAGCAGAUCGUACUGGAGCUGCCCGACCAAGACCAGCUGUUCCGAGGCCACCGCUUCGACGACGUCAAAGACGACCACCUCGGUAACGAGUACUGCAACAUGCGUGGCGCCGAGAGCUCAAAGGUUAGAAACUUGUAUAUCGACAUGAGGACGCUGGAGAGCCUGGUGCAGGCAUCUUGGGCUUGA
Messenger RNA from Pyricularia pennisetigena, 225 nucleotides. RefSeq lists its product as uncharacterized. Bases 1 to 225 code for a protein of 74 amino acids. The record is from RefSeq and is a predicted model, not a curated record. Lineage: Eukaryota; Fungi; Ascomycota; Sordariomycetes; Magnaporthales; Pyriculariaceae. The transcript has 3 exons.